Dreissena polymorpha is the source of this 3067-nucleotide messenger RNA. Its product is annotated as cleavage stimulation factor subunit 3-like. Gene Ontology annotation, molecular function: protein binding; mRNA binding. The record is from RefSeq and is a predicted model, not a curated record. Gene Ontology annotation, biological process: mRNA 3'-end processing. Lineage: Eukaryota; Metazoa; Mollusca; Bivalvia; Myida; Dreissenidae. The transcript has 21 exons. Gene Ontology annotation, cellular component: nucleus. The coding region runs from base 154 to 2277 and encodes 707 amino acids.
UACUUUAGACGCCAUUUUGCACAUUGUGUGAUCACAGUGUUCUUCGCUCGCCAACGUCGUUGUUUAUUUGGUGUAUAUUUUACGUUCUGAUCUAGCAUCUAAUCUUAUGCAUUAGAUUUAUGUCAAGAGCAAGAAUAUUACAAAAUCGAAACGAUGUCGAAACAGGAUGGUUUUAUUGCUGACAAAGUGAAGAAGGCAGAGAAGCGCGUGGAAGUCUCUCCCCAUGACACAGAGGCAUGGAGUGUGCUUAUCAGAGAUGCUCAGAUAAAGACUAUCGAGCAAGCACGGCCCAUGUAUGAGAAACUUGUGACCCAGUUCAGCAACGCUGGACGCUACUGGAAGAUAUACGUUGAACACGAGCUGAAGUCAAAAAACUACGAGAGAGUAGAAAAGCUGUUCCAGCGAUGCCUGAUUAAAAUUCUCAACAUAGACUUAUGGAAACUCUACAUCACUUACAUCAAAGACACCAAGGGCAAAUUACCCUCGUACAGGGAGAAGAUGGCGCAGGCAUACGACUUUGCUCUGGACAAGAUGGGCAUGGAUAUCAUGUCCUCCUCUAUCUGGAGUGACUACAUCAACUUCCUCAAGUCUGUCGAUGCCGUGGGCUCGUAUGCAGAAAACCAGCGUAUCACCGCGGUGCGUAAGGUGUUCCAGAGGGGUGUCAUCAACCCAAUGAUCAACAUAGAGCAGCUCUGGAAGGACUAUGGCCACUAUGAAAAUAGUAUCAAUCCGCUGAUUGCUAAGAAGAUGGUAGAGGACCGGGCACGUGACUACAUGAACGCCCGCCGGGUCUCCAAGGAGUAUGAGGUGGUCACACGGGGAUUGAACCGCAACCUGCCCUCUGUGCCGCCCACCAACACCCCUGAGGAGGCUACACAGGUGGAGCUGUGGAAGAAGUACAUCACCUGGGAGAAGGAGAACCCGCUACGGACAGAGGACCAGGCGCUUAUUACAAAACGAGUGAUGUUUGCAUAUGAGCAGUGCCUGCUGUGCCUGGCCUACCACCCAGAUGUGUGGAUAGAGGCAGCCAAUUAUCUGGAACAGUCCAGUCAGCUGCUGACAGAGAAAGGGGACCAGAAUGCAGGCAAGCUGUUCGCUGAUGAAGCGGCUGCCCUGUUCGAGCGGGCGAUUACCACCACCAUGAAGGAGAACACUCUCAUCUACUUCACAUAUGCUGACUUUGAGGAGUGUCGUAUGAAGUAUGAGAAGAUACACAGUAUCUACAAGAGAUGUAUUGCAGUGGAAACCAUGGAUCCAACACUGGCAUACAUACAGUACAUGAAGUUUGCCCGUCGUUCGGAGGGCAUCAAGUCGGCCCGUCAGGUGUUCAAACUGGCUAGAGAGGACAAACGAUCCACAUACCAUGUGUUCAUGGCAGCAGCUCUUAUGGAGUAUUACUGCAGUAAGGAGAAGACAGUAGCACUGAAGAUAUUUGAACUGGGUUUGAAGAAAUUUGGUGAUAUCCCAGAAUACAUCAGGGCAUAUGUGGACUUCAUGUCACAUCUCAAUGAGGACAAUAACACCAGGGUGUUGUUUGAGAGGGUUUUGUCUUCUGGUCAGAUAGCCCCUGAGAAGUCCAUAGAUAUCUGGAGUCGGUUCCUGGCGUUUGAGUCAGAAGUGGGGGACCUGGCCAGUAUAAUCAAGGUGGAGAAGCGGCGUUCACAGGCAAUAGAGAAGAUUCAGGAGUUUGGAGGCAAGGAAACGGCUCUGUUGAUAGACCGCUACAAGUAUGCUGACCUGUUCCCAUGUAGCCAGUCAGAGCUCAAGGCACUUGGAUAUCAUGACCUGAUCAGGAAGCAGGUGGUACAGAUGCCGUCCAGCAGGGUGGCCAAGAUUGUGAUGGAGGAGGAGGAGAGCAAGAAACGCCCCGAGUAUCCCAAGCCUGAUCUGAACCAGUGGCUGCCCUUCAAACCAAAGAUUCUUGUCCCAAAGGACGCCCACAUAGUUCCUGGUGGAGUGUUUCCUCCGCCUGAUGCAGCUGCCUCACUGAUGGCCAUGAUGCCCCCUCCAGAGUGCUUUCAUGGACCAUUUGUGAAGAUGGAUAUGUUCUUGGAGCACUUUAAGCAGCUUGAAAUCCCAGAUGCACCCAUCAUAGAGAACGGCUUUGACGGACCAAUCAAGUAUGAUGCCGGUACCCUGCUUUCACUGGAGUACGCGUCUGGUCGCAAACGACGAAUCACGGAGAACGAGGGAAGUGACGAAGAAGACUCAAACAUGGGUCCUGCACCCCCUGUCAACGACAUCUACCGCAGUAGGCAGCAGAAGAGGGCCAAGUGAUCAGGAAGAUCAUUCAUCGACCUUGACCUUGUACCAUGACCUUGACCUUGUGGUUGAGGGCACAAAAUGUUCAUUUAUACGAAAAGUAGGAGGUGAAAUGUGUGACAAAACAUGGACCUUUUAAGACUGAGAAUAGUAUAUUGAUACUAAUAGUGUCAGGCCAAGUUACUGAUGGAAAACAUGUUUCUAGUUUCAAGUUUAAUUAAAAAUUCCCAAAAAGCCUAUGACCAUAGGUAAACAACAUGUGCCUUUGAAGUUGGUGUCAUAUUUUUAUCAAGAAAACCUGCUUUAACAUUGUUUUGCGGAGGACUUAAAAUAAUUCUUGCAUGUGUGAUUGGUUGCAUAUUAAAAAAAAAACAAAUAUCAUUUGCAAUAUCUGGAGGUUUCUUGGCAAUAGUUGUUUUCAUAUCCAUAUACCGCAUAUGGUUUCUUUGCAGACAGACAGCUAUUUAUGAUAUUUUUGUUGAAAAAGAUCUUGAAAGGUAUAAAAGUUGUUACAUUUGGAUUGUUUGUAUUAUAUAAGAAUCUACCCAUUAAUGUAAAUAUUGCAUUGAGAAAGUGCGUUUGAUAUUCUAAUGAUAAGACUGCAAUGUUUUUAUACAUGACAUAUUUUGCCAUGUAAUAAAGAAGAGAUGGUUAUGUGAUUGUUACUGAUUGUGGUUGGUUUUGGGAUAUACAAAAAAAAUGUCUGUAUGUUGACUGUAAAUUCACAAUUGUGUGUGCAUGUUGCAUAAUGGCAUUACUAGGUUCGUAAGGAACGUGGUUGUGUGAAAUAAACUUGCCCAAAGAC